Messenger RNA from Alnus glutinosa, 4537 nucleotides. RefSeq names its product myosin-11. Gene Ontology annotation, cellular component: vesicle; cytoplasm; actin cytoskeleton. Lineage: Eukaryota; Viridiplantae; Streptophyta; Magnoliopsida; Fagales; Betulaceae. The coding region runs from base 382 to 3945 and encodes 1187 amino acids. Gene Ontology annotation, molecular function: microfilament motor activity; actin filament binding; ATP binding. Gene Ontology annotation, biological process: actin filament organization; vesicle transport along actin filament. The record is from RefSeq and is a predicted model, not a curated record. The transcript has 29 exons.
UUUCACACACAGGGAGACUAAAACUGAAGAGAAGCAGAGAGCCACAAGAGCUUCCAAGAAAAAUGGCGACGAAACUGGAGGCCUUUGAAGAAUGGCACAUCCGCAAACCAAAGGGAGCCAAGACAAACGCCAGGCCAAGAAAGAAGAAGACAAAUAAACAACAAGAAAAAAAGAAAAAGAAAAAAAAGAGAGAGAAAGUUUCCCCUGCGUCAAUUGGCUUAUUUUUUUCACCUGGAUUGGAAUAUCUUUGAUGAAAAUUUCGAAUUGACCUUUGAAAUGGUUUGGUUGGAAGUAGAGUUGAAUUGGGUUUUCGCUUUUGAAUAAGUUGGAGUAGUAUUUGAUGAGGAAAACCUCUGUAGCUGGGAAUCACAUUGGUUAGAAAUGGGCAUGCCAGAGAAUGUUGUUGUUGGUUCUCACAUUUGGGUUGAAGAUCAAGAAUUAGUUUGGAUUGAUGGACAAGUGAUUGAUAUUAAUGGAGGGGAGGCUGAGAUUCAAACUAGUAACGGGAAGACGGUUGUUGCAAAUUUUUCAAAAUUAUAUCCCAUGGAUAUGGAAAGUCCUGAAGCUCGGGUUGAUGACAUGACUAAGCUGACAUAUUUGCAUGAACCUGGAGUUCUGCAUAAUUUGGCAACUAGAUUUGAGAUCAAUGAAAUUUAUACUUAUACUGGAAACGUUCUUAUUGCUAUCAAUCCAUUCCAAAGACUCUCACAUUUGUAUGAUGAUUACAUGAUGAAACGUUACAAGGGAGUGCCACUUGGAGAACUCAGCCCUCAUGUUUUUGCAGUUGCUGAUGUUGCAUAUAGGGCAAUGAUUAAUGAGGGAAAAUGCAACUCUAUUCUGGUUAGUGGUGAAAGUGGCGCUGGUAAGACGGAAACAACCAAAAUGCUUAUGCGUUACCUUGCCUAUUUAGGUGGUCAUACUGCAGCUGAAGGACGGACUAUUGAACAACAAGUUUUAGAAUCAAACCCAGUUCUGGAAGCAUUUGGCAAUGCAAAAACUGUUCGAAAUAACAAUUCCAGUCGUUUCGGAAAAUUUGUUGAGAUUCAAUUUGAUAAGAAAGGAAGAAUAUCAGGGGCAGCCAUUAGAACUUAUCUUCUCGAAAGAUCUCGUGUUUGCCAAAUUUCAGACCCUGAGCGCAACUACCAUUGUUUCUACCUUCUCUGUGCAGCUCCCCAUGAGGAGAAAGAGAGAUACAAGUUGGGAAAUCCUAAAUCAUUUCACUAUCUUAAUCAAUCAAAUUGCUACGAACUGGCUGGUGUAAGUGAUGCUGAUGAUUAUCUUACUACUAAGAGAGCCAUGGAUAUUGUUGGGAUAAGUCGAAAAGAGCAGGAUGCAAUAUUCAGAGUAGUGGCAGCAAUUCUUCAUCUUGGCAACAUUGAUUUUGCUAAGGGGGAAGAAAGUGAUUCAGCAAUUGUAGAAGAUGAAGAAUCCAAAUUUCAUCUUCAAAUAACAGCUGAUCUUCUCAUGUGUGAUCCUCAUGCAUUAGAAGAUGCACUGUGUAAGCGUGUAAUGAUUACCCCAGAAGAAAUUAUCAAGAAAACCCUUGAUCCUCAUGGCGCUACAGUUAGCAGGGAUGGUUUAGCCAGGACAAUAUAUUCUCACUUGUUUAACUGGUUAGUGGAGAAAAUCAACGUCUCAAUUGGGCAAGAUCCUGCCUCAAAAUGUCUGAUCGGGGUCCUUGACAUUUAUGGUUUUGAAAGCUUUAAAACUAAUAGUUUUGAGCAGUUUUGUAUUAAUUUUACAAAUGAAAAGCUGCAACAACAUUUCAACCACCAUGUGUUCAAGAUGGAGCAAGAGGAAUACACAAAGGAGGAAAUUGAUUGGAGCUACAUAGAAUUUGUUGAUAACCAAGAUAUCCUGGAUCUUAUUGAAAAGAAACUGUGUGGGAUCAUUGCCUUGCUGGAUGAAGCUUGUAUGUUUCCAAAGACAACUCAUGAAACAUUUUCACAAAAGCUUUAUCAGACAUUCAAAGAUCAUAGACACUUCAUCAAGCCAAAAUUGACGCGCUCGGACUUUACCAUAGUUCAUUAUGCAGGAGAAGUUCAAUAUCAGUCUGAUCAUUUUUUAUGCAAAAAUAAAGAUUAUGUUGUUGUCGAACAUCAAAAUUUGUUGAGUUCUUCCAGUUGUUCCUUUGUAGCGGGCCUUUUCCCUUCACUUUCUGAUGAAACGGCCAAAUCCUCUAAGUUCUCAUCUAUUGGUUCUCGUUUUAAGCUACAGUUGCAGCAAUUGAUGGAUACACUAAAUUCCACAGAGCCCCACUACAUUAGAUGUGUGAAGCCAAAUAACUUUUUAAAACCUUCAAUAUUUGAGAAUAACAACGUCAUGCAACAACUACGUUCUGGUGGGGUUCUAGAAGCAAUCAGAAUCAAAUGCGCUGGAUACCCUACUUGCAGGACCUUUUUCGAAUUUUUAACUCGAUUUGGUAUCCUUGCAGCAGAGGCUUUGGGAGGCAACAGCUAUGAAGAAGAGGUAGCAUGCAAAAAGAUUCUGGAGAAGAUGGGCCUUACAGGUUAUCAGAUUGGGAAAACAAAGAUUUUUCUAAAAGCUGGUCAGAUGGCUGAGUUGGAUGCACAGAGAGCAGGCAUGCUUGGCAUCUCAGCCAAGGUCAUCCAAAAGCAGAUUAGAACUCAUAUUACUCAUAAAAAGUUUGUUAGUAUGCGGAAGGCAUCUAUUCACAUACAAUCCUUUUGGAGAGGAGAACUGGCUCGCAAGUUAUAUGAGCUUCUGAAAAGGGAUGCAGCUGUUGUCAAAAUUCAGAGGGAUUUGCGUAGAUUCUUGGCCAGAAAAUCCUACAUCAUUUGUGUACAAUCCUUUUGGAGAGGAGAACUGGCUCGCAAGUUAUAUGAGCUUCUGAAAAGGGAUGCAGCUGCUGUCAAAAUUCAGAGGGAUUUGCGUAGAUUCUUGGCCAGAAAAUCCUACAUCAUUCGUAUACAAUCCUUUUGGAGAGGAGAACUGGCUCGCAAGUUAUAUGAGCUUCUGAAAAGGGAUGCAGCUGCUGUUAAAAUUCAGAGGGAUUUGCGUAGAUUCUUGGCCAGAAAAUCCUACAUCAUUCGUAUACAAUCCUUUUGGAGAGGAGAACUGGCUCGCAAGUUAUAUGAGCUUCUGAAAAGGGAUGCAGCUGCUGUUAAAAUUCAGAGGGAUUUGCGUAGAUUCUUGGCCAGAAAAUCCUACAUCGGAACUAAGUUUUCUAUGCUGAUCUUGCAGACAGGUUUACGAGCUAUGGUUGCUCGUAAUGAAUUCAGAUACAGGGAGCGUAAGAAGGCUGCAACUAUCAUUCAGGACAAUUGGCGCUGCCACAGAGCUUUUUCAGAGUAUAAUAAGCUUAAGAACGCAUCAACUAUUUUGCAAAGCAGAUGGAAAGGGAGAGCUGUGAGCAGAGAGCUUAGGAAACAAAUGAUGGUUGCCCAAGAAGUGAUUGAAGAAGCUUGCCCUGUAAUUAGAGAACCCUCAAUGCCUGACCAAGGUGCUGAAAAGAUUGAGACUCUCAUCAUGGAAGUGGAAAAUUUGAAGGCCUUGUUGCAGGCAGAAAAACAAAGAGCUGAUGAAUAUAAAAGGAAAUAUGCGGAAGCCCAGGAAUCAAGUGAAGAAAGACGUAAAAAAUUAGAAGAAACUGACAGAAUAGUUCAUCAACUUCAGGACUCCUUGAACAGGAUGAUAUAUUCCAUGUCAAAUCAAGUUUCAGAGCUGAAAAUGGUCUUGUCUACUUCAUCAAGACAGACUUCAACUUCUGGACCCAUUGAUGGGGAUGAAAGGAUUGAAUUCAUUUCCAGUAACUCAGAUGCUUCAUCCUCCGACUCUGAUUUCUCUUUUCCAGCUCCAAUUCCAACUUCACCAACCUCUGCCAUCAACCCGAGUUCCUUCCAGCUGAUAGUUCAGGAUAUUUCAGCAGCAGAAUUCUCAGGAUUUGAAAGUGAUAAGGAGAGGGCAUUUGAUGACUUCUUCUAAUGAAGCUUUUUUCUACGUCAAAUCUAGCUUUGAUUUAUUUAUUUAUUUAUUUUUUAAAGAUGAGAUGAAAUAAAGAACAUACAAUCAGGUGUACAGACUAACCAGAACGAUGCAUACUUAACCAGAAUAGUAAGAAAUACAAGGAAAGUUGAAAUAAGAUGACGGAAAUGGAAACAGACCAACAAAAGAGUACAAUGUCCUUAGCAACAUUACACAGCAUUUUCUAUCCAUAGACCAGAGGGGAUAUAUCCCUCGCGGUGGAGCAAGAGAGAGGGAAUUAAUGUUGCCAAUAGAACUAAUUGUAGCAGCGCUAUGUGUGGAGUUGUGAGUGCGGCUGAAGGCACUCAUAUUCAUCUUGAUUUCUGGCCAGCUUCUGAAGGAGUUGAGGAAAAUAAGAAAAAUUGAACAAUCAGAAGGAAAAUGAUUUUUGGAAGACGAGAAACCGUCCCCCAACACCCCUUUUUGAUUAAAAACUAUUUUUUUUAAUCAAAAAGGGGGCAAGGCCGGACGGUUUCAUGUCCCCUGUGUAUCAGCUCUCCAAUCAAAAUAGAAUUUUUUACAACUGAACAAUUAGAAAUAGAGUUUCCUACAA